Molecule: messenger RNA, 3653 nt
Organism: Periophthalmus magnuspinnatus
Lineage: Eukaryota; Metazoa; Chordata; Actinopteri; Gobiiformes; Gobiidae
Gene: itih6
Product: inter-alpha-trypsin inhibitor heavy chain family member 6
Exons: 17
Coding region: 1-3645 (1214 amino acids)
Biological process (GO): hyaluronan metabolic process
Molecular function (GO): serine-type endopeptidase inhibitor activity
Source: RefSeq, a predicted model, not a curated record
AUGAACUUCUCGAUACACCACGUUGUACUUGUUUUAACUUUGUGCGUAAACGUGGUAAUUACGCACGAGUACAGAGCGCAUCUAGGAGACAAACUACAUCUGCAGAGGGUAAAACGACAAAGUAAACCAGCCAAACCAGUGUUAAAGGUCACAGACUACCACGUACGCUGCUCGGUGGUGUCUCGUUAUGCUGUGACCAGGAUCCAGAGCUCAGUGUGGAACCAGCUCUCCACCACCAAAGAGGCCGCCUUUGAGGUGGACCUGCCCUCCGCUGCAUUCAUCUCCAACUUCACCAUAACGUCCAAUGGAAGAGUCUAUGUGGCACAGGUCAAAGAGCGAGCGGCUGCCAGGAAAAUCUACGACGCAGCGAAGAAGCAGGGCCGAACCGCCGGGCUCGUGGCCACCAAAGAGAGGGAGAUAGAGCGUUUCCGUGUGGCUGUGAGUGCGCCCCCUGGUGUCCGCCUGUCAUUCUGCCUGACGUACGAGGAGCUGUUGUUGCGCAGACUGGGCAGAUAUGAGUUGAGUUUGGGGCUAAGGCCGGGGCAGACGGUGCAGAACCUGACGGUGGAAGUGAUGGUGUCUGAGCGAACGGAGCUCAGUUUCAUCAGAGUGCUGCCUCUGAAGACCAGCAGACUCAUCAACAACGCUCACGGUGAUGGGGACCCUCCUCCCUCCACUCUGAUCGAAAAGACUCCUCACUGUGCUCGUGUCUACUACAGCCCCAGUGUCCAGCAGCAGACCAGCGUCUCAGCUCAGGGCAUCAACGCUGACUUCAUCCUCCAAUACGACGUGGAGCUGAGGGACAUCAUGGGAGACAUACAGGUUUACGAUGGAUACUUUGUGCACUACUUUGCUCCCAGAGGUCUCCCUGUCGUCCCGAAAGAUGUGAUAUUUGUCAUUGACAUCAGUGGCUCAAUGAUCGGCACCAAGAUAAAGCAGACGAAGCAGGCAAUGAGCACCAUCCUGGGCGACCUGAGGGAGGGAGAUCACUUUAACAUCAUCACAUUUUCAGACCGGGUCCAGACCUGGAAGAAAGGCCGGACUGUGCGAGCCACGCGUCAAAACGUAAGAGAUGCCAAAGAAUUCAUCAAGAGGAUCAGCGCCGAAGGAUGGACGAACAUAAAUGCCGCUCUGCUUUCUGCUGCUCAGCUCGUAAGCCCGCUGUCUACUUCAUCCUCCUCUCGACGCGUUCCUUUGGUCAUUUUCCUCACCGAUGGCGAAGCUACAAUUGGAGUUACAGCUAGCGAUACCAUCCUCAAUAACGCAAAAAAGGCGCUUGGUUCUGCCUCAUUAUUUGGACUUGCGUUUGGUGAUGACGCCGAUUUCCUUUUGCUAAAACGCCUUGCUCUGGAUAACCGUGGUGUUGCUAGGAUGGUGUACGAGGACGCCGACGCAGCAUUGCAACUCAAAGGAUUCUAUGAUGAAGUCGCUAGCCCCUUGCUGUCGGACAUUCAGCUAACCUACUUAGAUGAACAAGCUUUUGACGUGACCUGCUCGCUAUUUCCCAAUUAUUUCCAAGGAUCAGAGCUAGUGGUAGCCGGAAGGGUCAAACCGGGCGUGAAGGAUUUUAAGGUCGCAUUGAGUGCAGUUGAUUCGAAGCAACGUGUUAAGUUUGAAAAUGAUGUUUUGAUUUCAGGUUUGCAAGAGAAUAACAGUUUUGAUGGGUGUGUAGCAGAUGUAGAAGGGAUGUCCACCUUUGUAAACCGCUUAUGGGCGUAUUCCACUAUCAAAGAACUGCUUCUGGCUAAAUUAAACGCUACAGAUCCUUCCAUGCAAAGGUUAUUAGCAGACAAAGCCACCAAUCUCUCACUUAAAUAUAACUUUGUAACAGCGCUUACCUCUUUAGUUGUGGUCAAACCCGAUGAAGACGUCAGUCCAACUACAGAAAAAACAACCACUUCACCAGCUACUAUUACUACAACAGCAACAACUUUAGCGGCUCCAAAAAUAUCCAAAAAUUUAAAUGUCAUCAAACAAAACAAAACUAAACCUGAACCCCCUAAACCACCUCCAGUCCCACUCAAAAAGACAACAACUCCGAGUGUUAAAAUUCCUAGGAAAACCACGACAACCGCCAGUCCGGGCUUAACAAAAACUAACCCGGCUGGAAUUUUAGCAAGAAAACCCAUGGCUCCUAACCAAAACAUCUCUAAAAUUGCAUCUCCUCCACCACUGCCUGCUGGGAAGAUAUCUACAUCAAUUCUCAACGCGCUAAAAACAGCACUACCACCCGCUCCAGGGAAAAUUUCAACCACAACCCAUGCAAAUACAGUGGCUACGUCUGUGCUAAAUGCUAACGCUGUAACACAAGCUCUUUCUACAGGCAAAACGGACCCCAAAAUUACUACUACUACUACUACUACUACUACUUUACCUCCUGCGAAAGUUACCGUCCUCCCCAUCGGGUUCAUACACAAUAACUUUACAGGCUCUAUGAAUGAACAGGAGUUGGUAACUGUGACGUCCUUACCUCAGUCGGUUACUCCUCUCAUCUCUUCUUCCAUGAAUCCUGUUCAAGACGCAACAAAUAAUGGUAAUAGUGACAAUACAGAGGAGGAUAUGACUAUAGCUACUCUGAUAUCGGCCACUUUCGCCCCCAUGCCCGGAGUGCCAGAUGGGGCCAAACCAUGGGAGGCGACAGGGGGGCUUCUGGAUGUCUCUACCUCCAUUCAAGUCCAGAGAAAAGAUAUUGAUCUUGAUAAAGACUAUGAUGCCACCUACGAUUACGACUACAACCUCAACUAUGAUCCCUGGGAUGACACUGAUACAGAUUCAUCAUUUGAUAUAUACAAUGAGAAUAAUAUUACAUCAUUGUUUUGCUUGUUUUUAGAUUCCCAGUCUCGCCUCAGCACAGUCAGAGUUUUCUCUUCAUCAGUGGAUGGGGAUCCUCAUUUUGUGCUGCAGCUCCCUAAACUUCACGAGAGCCUCUGUUUCACUGUGGAUGGUCGAGCCAAAGACGUGCUCAGGCUGCUGGAGGACCCAGACAGAGGUAUAAUUGUUGAUGGUCACCUGGUUGGUGCACCUUCUAAACCUGGAGCAGAGGACCGCCCCAGGACGUACUUUGACCGCCUCGUCAUCGCCAUGUCAACGGGAGGGUCAGCUGACAUCCUCAUCAGCGUCUCAUUGGACAGUGUGGUGCUGGAGGGCGAGGGGCGGGACAAGCUGCCUGUCAAUCAGCAGGGCUCCAUCACACGACAGGAAGUGACCGUUACCGUGGACAACCAUCACAGCUGCUGGAUCGAGCUGAGCCGAAACGUGCGCUUUCUGGUUCUGUUUCAUUACUACAAACACCCCAGCUACCUGCAGAUGGCGCACUUGGGCUUCUACAUCACCAACGGACAAGGGCUCUCCCACAACACGCAAGGCCUGCUGGGACAAUUCCAGCACACAGACAUGACUGUCACCAGACUGAAGAACCACCAGGAGGCUAAUGCUAACACUAACCGCUCCAACCCCAAAGACCCCACAGUGUCCAGGGGCGUUCUGCGGUGGGGACAGCAGCACAUGAGGGUCACUCUGCAGGACAAAACUCUGAAAGACUCGGUCCAGAGACGACACUCGGGAAAGUGCUGGGUGGUCCCGAAGGCCGAGGUGGAGAGGCUGCUGGGGCAUCCAUACGAGAGCUAUGUAGUGGAUCACGUUUAGUUUACGUA